Molecule: messenger RNA, 2467 nt
Organism: Corylus avellana
Lineage: Eukaryota; Viridiplantae; Streptophyta; Magnoliopsida; Fagales; Betulaceae
Source: RefSeq, a predicted model, not a curated record
UAAUUUUUUUUCCAAACUAAGCCCAUUUCCAUGGAGCUUCCUGUGUUCACGAGUUUCCAAUCGGUCUCUCGGACCUGCUUGUGUCCUCAUUUUUCGAAUCGAAUCUUCUACGGAGGCUCCAGAAAAUAUGGGGCAAGAUUGAAGUUUAGAAGCACUUCGAAGCGGUGUCUUCGAGUUACAAUGAGUUUGGACAGAGAUUAUUCAUCGAAUGGAUAUGAUGAGGGUGAAGUGAAUGACGAGGAUAUAUGGGGAGACACCGACUUUGUUGAGGUUAUUGGCAUUGGGAGUAGGAAGGACGCGGUUCUUGAUUUCUGUUUGUGCUCGCCCUUCAAGUCCUCGUCGAUGCGGUUUUGGAGUAUUCUCAUGAAAGAUUCAAUGAAGGGAAAAUUACAACAAAAGUUCCUCGAAAAAGAUCUUACUCCCAGGAUUCUUGAAGCUCCACUAUCCAUAAAACUUUGUCGAAAAGCUAUUAUCCUUGUGGCUAGUGCAGGAUAUGGCUUGGAUCACAUUGCAGCAGUUGAUAUUCUUCGAACAAUAAAGUCUGCAAAUGGAUUUACCAUUGUGGUUAUUUUGAAGCCAUUUAGCUUCGAAGGACAGAGGCGCCAAGAGGAGAUGUUGACACUGACAUGCUACUUAGAAAGGACUUGGUCACACUUGAUGAGGCUGUGAAGACUGCAAAUAAUGCUGUUUUAUUGGCUGUUAAUGCCAUAUCUGUUCUUAUAUCUGAAACACACAGAAAACUGAUAGAUGUAGCACAUAAUGAUGUGAAAGAAGUCCAAGUUUCAGAACUUAUUGAAAUUCUAGAAAGCUAUAAGGAAGCAAAGGUUGGAUUUGGAGCUGGUUACAAUGCCAAAACUUCAAUUUUACAAUCUCUAUAUGAUUGCCCUUUCCUUGGUGUUGGUGUAAAGGAUUUGAAUGGCGUGGUUAUAUGCAUCCUUGCAAGUUCAAACGCUGUUGAUAAAAGUGAUGCCUUUCUGCGUACUUUCCGUCAAACUACAGAAUACGCUGGAAGCAUUAUAUUAUCUCUGAUCCAUGAGCCUAAUCUGGAGCCCAACCUGCUAUUAACUACGGUACUUAUAGUCGGCGAUACCAGGCAACAGUCCUCUCAGAAAAGCAGUAUACUGUCUACACUGGCCCGUCAUAUCCCUUUUGUUUUUGAUCUGCUGAGGAGACACCAUCCGCAUUUGAAUGGCACUGAGGGAAACCAUUUACAGGAAAAUGCAUUUCUUUAUGAAGAGAGAGAUUCAGGAGACUCUCAUGACGGAGGAAAUGGCAUUGAUGUAAACAAUAUAGCUGAAGAUAAUGAUCAGCUACCUGAAAAUUUCCAAACAGUGGGGAGCAGCAAUGACAAUGAGUUCUAUGCUUCAAGGAAUUAUGAUAGUGAAUCUGACGAAAGUGAGGUUGGAUUAUCAGAAACAAGUGCCAAGUCUUCCAGAUUUUACAAUGCAAUUAGUGAAGGAACUCCUGCUUUCCAAAGGGAGCCACUCAUGAGUUGGAACUUGAGGCCUGCGUAUGAGAUUGCGAAGGAGUGGGCCAAAGAAAGAGCUGCUGACACUGGAACUACUUCAUUGAUUCAUAACCUCAGCAUCCUCCGCCUUCCUGUUGGUGUACGACCUUCAGUGGAGUUAAAAGACAAUGCCAAUAUCUCACUUACAACACAAAACCUUGAUCCAGAAACUGAGGGUGAUGCAAAAGCUGAACCAGUUGUUAAUUCAAGCGUUUCUUCAUGGAGUGGUUUGACUGAUGCAGGCUUUGAAGCAGUGAAGGACUUUUGUAAUAACACAUUUACUUCAUUUAAAGGAGAAUAUGUUGAUAUUACAAAGAAGCAGGGAGAUCUCUCUGUUCGUGCAGCAUCUAUGUUGGAAGCUGAAAGAGAUUCACCAAAAAAGUGGAGUCCUAUUGUAGAGAUGCCAUAUAGAGGAGGGUUUUACAGGGGGCGAUGUCAAGGAGGUCUUCCUGAAGGAAAGGGACGUCUGGUUCUUGGAGAUGCAAGCAUAUAUGAUGGUAUAUGGCACUAUGGUAAGAGAUCAGGUCUAGGUACCUUCUACUUCAGUAAUGGGGAUGUAUUCCAGGGCUCAUGGAGGGAAGAUGUUAUGCAUGGGAAGGGUUGGUUUUAUUUUCACACGGGGGAUCGAUGGUUUGCAAAUUUUUGGAAGGGAAAGGCCAAUGGUGAAGGGCGUUUCUAUUCGAAGUCUGGUGAUGUCUUUUUUGGACAUUUCCAAGAUGGAUGGCGACAUGGCCAAUUCCUUUGUAUCGAUAUCAAUGGGACAAGGUCUCUUGAGAUUUGGGAUCAAGGUAUUCUUGUAAGCUGUAAGCAAUUGGACUCUGAUACUGAUGCUGGAUAAGUACUGUGUACUCUUAAUGUCAUUGAAUUACAUCCAUUUAUACAUGUAUGUUAUCUCUUUGGUUUUCAUUAUUUUGGCUCAUACGUAUUUUAGGUAAGAGAAAAAAGAAGUUUUGCAAGCAA